GUCUUGAAGCCAAUGUGGCCUUUCCUUGCCGCCUCUAGCAUUACGUUCUUCCUUGUCUCGAAGGCACAGGACAUGGGCGUCCGCUCUGAACAAUACAAGAACGAUCCUCGAAACCCCUACCGCGAGCAGAUCGCUAAGGAAGAGGCUGCUAAAGCACACCACUAG
Molecule: messenger RNA, 165 nt
Organism: Phanerochaete carnosa HHB-10118-sp
Lineage: Eukaryota; Fungi; Basidiomycota; Agaricomycetes; Polyporales; Phanerochaetaceae
Exons: 2
Biological process (GO): proton motive force-driven ATP synthesis
Molecular function (GO): proton transmembrane transporter activity
Source: RefSeq, a predicted model, not a curated record